Messenger RNA from Cherax quadricarinatus, 564 nucleotides. The record is from RefSeq and is a predicted model, not a curated record. Lineage: Eukaryota; Metazoa; Arthropoda; Malacostraca; Decapoda; Parastacidae.
AUGUGCACUCUAAAGCAAAAUUUCAAGCAGGUAAAAAUUGCCGACCUAAAAAAAUCGUAUGACGCAGACACAGCAGAAAACUUGGCCAACGAAGCCACUACGACCCCCCCUCCUAACCCCGCCGAGGAGGGGCUAAGGGAACAAUUGAGCGGGGAUGCUGUCAAUUGCUUCACUGGAGGGAAAUUCCAAAGGGAUGCCCGCCGGAGAAGUAGAAGGCGACUGGAGGAGCACAGCAGAAGGCUAGUGCAUCCUCAGGGCUCUUCCACAAUUUUGGAGGAGUUGGAGGAGAAAGUACGUGAGCUGGAGGAGGCUGUUAGCCGCAAAGAGGAGGAACUCCGCCUGGCUGACACCGAGGCGUGUGAGCUCAACAGUCAGUUACAGUCUCGUGAUGUAGCCCUCGCUCAAAAAGGUGAAGAGGUGGAGCAUCUGAAUGCCAUCUUGGCCAGCCUUCGGCAACAGCUGGUACACACUAUGGAGGGAUGCCGAGCGUACACGGCUCUCCUUGCAGGCCAAACACAAGGAAUGCUAUGUGAAGGUGGCAGUGCAGGUGAGCCUGUAACAUAA